UUCGGUCUCAUGCCUCAAGGGAAAAACUAAUUUAAAACCGUCUGAAGGCCAAUAACUUAAGAUUCAGAAACAGGAAUUUGAAUUUUAAGGAGCAGAAGGCCUCAUCUUAAAAUAUAUCUCCAAAUUAGGCUGAAGGCCCAAACACUCUCACGCCCUAAGGGCAAAACAACUUUAAUUUAAAAUCGGCUCGAAGCCAAACAUAAAAAAAAACAACAAAUAAGAAGAGGCAGCACAUCAAACAGCGCUUAGAAGUUUCCAAGGGUUGGCCUGGAAUUCAAACACUAAUGCUCACUUAGGUGAGACAGGCAGUUGUUCCAACAAUUUAGGGGCUCGGAGAGAUAUAGUCAUAAACCACAACUUCCACGAAAUUGAGUUUUUCAUGCUGCGGCAUUCUUAACAAUGUCUUCUUCACAAUGUGUUGAAAAAGUUCUGUGUUACUGCAACAGAUGGCAGGCUAUGACAGAGUGCAGAUCUAUGCUGUAACAUCUGGUGAUAGUUUCAGAAGAUACAUAGUCACAAGCCACGACAAAAUGGCAGGUGGGUCAGGAACGUCUGAAGCGUCUUUGGGUCUUCAACGCAUAGUAGUGGAAGUGAAGAGCUUUACCCCUUGGAAUCUGACAGUGAUGAAUCUUGGCAUCCAUCGACCAGCAGUUCCAGCUCAGAUGAUGUUUCGACUUCCAUGGAACUUUAAACUCGCUGUAUCUCAAAACUUGUUCAAUGUGGCUUAUGACUAUAUCUCUCCUACCCCUUCAAUUCUCAAUCCGAUGGCAACCCAACCGACAGACAGUCAAUGGACCAAGCGAAAGGAUAACUUCCACUCCACCCGACCAGCUCACAACAGGGGGUUCAAUGGAACAAUGCAGAACAUAUCGGCGCCCACAACAAAUUACACAUCCAUCUGUCAAACUACACUCCGUGCAGGACAGCCACAACACGACGAGGAGAAUACACUGCCUGAAUUUACGUCAACUGCCAGGGCAGGUAACCGGAACGACAACGGCCACAAGGAACGUCCCAACAGCCCACAACGAAAUUCAAACGACAGAAUGUGAACAGUUAGGGCUGGCUGGUAGUAAAGAAUCAUCUUUCGUGUCUGGGAUCAGUGAGCCAUGGACCUCGUAUCAAUAAGAACAGCCCCUCACACCUUGAUCACUCGUGGACGCCACCAGCGGCACCAUGGAGACUUCCUCACUUCUCCACGCCUACCAACCAUCUCUCCACACACGGCACAGCUGGAGGCAAGGCACAAGGGUGCGAAUAUCGAUACACGCAUAAUGGUGAUAACCGUGGGAGACAAAACAGAGAACAGCAACCAAGGUUUGAUGCAAAGCAUAAGACGAACCAACCACAGCUCAGUGCCGACUUGUGCACUUGUGAGA
This is a messenger RNA of Schistocerca serialis cubense, 1379 nucleotides long. RefSeq lists its product as uncharacterized. Bases 447 to 1052 code for a protein of 201 amino acids. The record is from RefSeq and is a predicted model, not a curated record. The transcript has 3 exons. Lineage: Eukaryota; Metazoa; Arthropoda; Insecta; Orthoptera; Acrididae.